GUUUGCAACAUGUUGUAUGGCGAAAAACAUGUGCAACCAUGUCUUGUAAACUGAUUAUCGUAUUUGGAUUGGUAAUACUACUCGUUGUAGCUUAGAAAAUAUGUUUUGAAAAAUACAUAACACUAUUUAAAUCAAGCUUUACUUACGUACUCACAAUCUCUCGCGUGGGUUCAAUCGUUUAAACCCACCGACAGCUGUAACUUGUGUUUAUUAUAUCUGAGAGAUGUACGAAGUGUAUUACGUAGAGAAUUACAUGUGAUAUUACAUUCGCCCUUGCUUUUGUAUGAACAAGACUCUAUAUAAUGCCCACCGUUUGCGAUGGUGAAUAAUUUCUCUCCUUGUGACUUUGUAUAGGAUCAUCGAACAUAGAAAAUCAUGGCCCAGCUAGUUGUUCUAGUUGUGAUCAUCGCUUUCAUGAAUUAUAUCGAAGGAACAACCUACGUUAAUCCAAGAGAACCGAGAACUGAGAUAAUCUGCGAAAACAACAGAGCAACAGUGAGUUGUGGGUAUGGUUUGAAUCUCAACAUUCUGUCGGCAAAUUACGGCCGGACAGCCCUCGGAAAAGAAGCUUGCGACCACCCUAGCAUACGCACCUGUAAUUGUCGGGAACCCAAAAGCCUUGCAAUUGUUAGGAAAAUGUGUCAGGAUAAGCAGUCAUGCACUCUGGAAGCCACCAACGGUGUAUUUGGAGACCCCUGCGUUUAUACUUAUAAGUACCUGGAGGUCCGCUACAAAUGUGAUGGCUACUAAGGGAAGACUGACACUUCUCGGACUGGCUUUCAACUUUCGCAUUGAAUGAUAUCUUCACAAUAACGGACGAUUGUAUUAUUCCCUUAUUAUUAAGAUCCUUCAUUUUCGUGCUAAUUAGUUCAUCAAAGAGAGCGAAUGUAAAGUUAAACAGUCAGUUUUCUUGUUCUUGUCAUAAGAUGAAAAAUGUAUAACAGUUUCAGUUUAUUAGCAAUCGGCAAAAUAUUUGCCUUUGUCCAUUAACAAUUACAAAAAAAACUUGUUAAAGAAAAUCAUAAACAUAUAUACAAAUACAAUUACUAUUGAACUAAUUUCAUAGAUAUAGAACACAGAACACAACACAAUAUUACAUUACAAUCAGAGAACAUUUUCAAGAGCAUUUUGUCUUAUACAGAGAGAUUCUUCAAUAUAUUUGGUAAGAUUAUACAUGCAUUAUAUAUUUUUGUUGACAUUGAUAAAAUGAAUUUUUGAUCAGUAGGCCAUGAACAAUUUCCAAUAUCUUUUGAUCCUAUACAUCUUAACUUUGAGCAACAUAAAAUGAAAUGAUAUUUUAAUUCUGUAGCAUUUUGAUAACAUCAUUUGCACAAUCUAUUAUCUCUUUCUAUGUUAUAAUAUCUUCCUAAUUCUAGCUCUAAACUAUGGGAACAUAAUCGUAUACUUUUCAAUAAUUUUCGUAACUUGUCAUUAGUUAUAACAUCUAAAUAGUUUUCAAAACAGAAUUCGGUUUUAUAUUUGCAAUAACUAUCAAGUUUUGGCAUUGCAUAAAUACUAUUAUGCAAUUCUUGUACAAAUUGAUCUCUAAUUCUUGAUAUCAAACUAUAAUAGUAAACGUUAUGAUAAAAAAACAAUAUGAUAUUUGCAUAGCCUAGAUGAUCAACAAUGGAAUUUAUUUUACUUGCCCAACGAGGCAUAUUGACAUUAUUGCAUAGAUCAUUAUACAUGUGAUAUAUAGGUAAUUCAUUAUUAUUAUAUCAUGUACAUCAACAA
Messenger RNA from Dreissena polymorpha, 1734 nucleotides. Its product is annotated as L-rhamnose-binding lectin ELEL-1-like. The transcript has 3 exons. Gene Ontology annotation, molecular function: carbohydrate binding. Lineage: Eukaryota; Metazoa; Mollusca; Bivalvia; Myida; Dreissenidae. Bases 376 to 750 code for a protein of 124 amino acids. The record is from RefSeq and is a predicted model, not a curated record.